Messenger RNA from Funneliformis geosporum, 305 nucleotides. The record is from the annotation of a GenBank genome assembly. NCBI's taxonomy places the organism in Eukaryota, Fungi, Glomeromycota, Glomeromycetes, Glomerales, Glomeraceae.
AAUUAGAAAAAGAAUUAGAAAAUCUUAAAAAACAAAAUGAGCAAUUACAAGAAACACUUCAAAAAAAUCAAUUAUAUUCAAGAAAGUUCUUACCUAUCAUUACUACCGUUACUUCUGAUUUAAUACAAAAUCAUAUACUAAUUAUUAAUAGAAUUUUUAAAUCACCAAAUGUUAAUUAUAUAAAUAUUUCUGAAACUCUACAAAUUUCAGAAAAUAAAUUUUUAUCUUAUAAGAGUGAUAUUCGUGAUUUGGUAAAUUCAGGUCUUUUAGAUUUAUCAAAAACUUGGAAGGAUCAAGAACAAUGA